Messenger RNA from Fonticula alba, 348 nucleotides. RefSeq lists its product as hypothetical. Gene Ontology annotation, biological process: ubiquitin-dependent protein catabolic process. The coding region runs from base 1 to 348 and encodes 115 amino acids. Lineage: Eukaryota; Rotosphaerida; Fonticulaceae. The record is from RefSeq and is a predicted model, not a curated record. The transcript is spliced from 4 exons.
AUGAACCCCGCCGAGUCGGCCUUUGUCACGAUUGUCAGCUCCGAUGGUGUCCGAUUCCAGGUGACCCGUGAGGCGGCCUGCUCCAGUGCCACCCUGGCCAGCAUGCUGGGCGAGACCGGUGCCGAGAUCUUCCUGCCGGACAUUCCUGCGCACUCCCUGGUGACGGUCUUCCGUUUCGCGUAUCAGAAAAUGUCCUCCAACGUGGAGAGCGCCUCGGUGCCGAACCCGUCGCAGGCGUCGCGCUUUGCUUUCAGCCCGCCGGCGCAGGCGGCCGGCGCGGCGCCCUUCGAGGUCCCUGCCACCCGGCUCGGGUCGCUGAUUCGGGCGGCGGACUUCCUGCAAAUCUAG